AUGGAGCAGAGACCCCCAAGAGUGCCCAAGCUGGCCUGGGUGAUGGAGGAGGAAGAAAGCCCUGAAAGUUCCUCAGCUGAGAAGACUGAAGAGGUGGUGCCGGUCCAGCAGCCGCAGGAGGGUGCUGCCACGGACCCAACACAAGAGCAGGAACCCACCGUUGGCCGCUUCCACAGAACAGCACGGCUGAUUUACAACUUCAUCAAGAGCAUUCGGCCCAAAGGGACCAGCAGCACGGGCACUAGGGUCAUAGCAUACUCAGACGUCUUCAAACAUGAAUUCUCUCCUGCCCUGCUGGAUUUGAUUGUGGAAAUGGGUGUUUCAAAACCCGACCAGGUGCCUGCCAUGGUGAGGUACAUCCACCAGUGGCUCCUGGCCAAUGAGUCUGCUGAGCACAGGCUGGACAGGAGCCUGCUGAAUCUCACUGAGGCACAGCCCACUGACGUGGUGAUGACUCUCCUGCGUGUGGCCCCAUCGUGUGACAGAGCUGCAGUGAUCAUGUGGAAGACGAUCAUGUCCUUACCCAAGACUGCGGAGGUGGUGCAGCAGCUACUCCUUGAUGUGCUGGGGAGCUGGCCAGAGUACAGCACGUGCACCUCUGAUGGGGACAGAACGGGUGUCUUUGCCCUGGCUGCAACUGUGGUGAUGUGGAAGAUCCUCCAGGAGCCUUGCUGCCCGCGUGUAGUGAUAGUGUUCUUCCCCCGCCUAUUUGUGCAUCUGCUCUUCCAAGUGUUCUUCAGCACUUUGGACAUGCCAGAGGAGGUCGAUAAAUUUUGGAAGAAAUGCCAGGAAGAACAUGGCCUUGCCACCAGCCCCAACAGAUUUGCAGUGCAGACCCUGAAGUCCCUGCUCUGCCAAAUGCAGUAUGAGGGUGUGGUGGUGUCAAUGGAACGCAAGCGUGCCUGGGACACGCUGCUCUGUGCUGACACCCACCACUAUGCAGUGGGUCUGCUGGCCAGGGAACUGCGCAAUGCCUCCAUGCACUUGUGUAAAAGCAUCUUAUGCUGCCUCCUUGAGAUGCUCAGCACAGAGAUGCCAUACUGGGAUUACCCUGCCCUGGCAUUCCUUGUGGAGGUCUUGGAUUGCCUGGACUUGAACGAAUGCACUGACAGAAUAAUGGAUGUCUUGUCAAGGCACCUGAAGUGCGAGUGCACAGAGAUUCGUCGCCAGGUUCUCAGGGCCCUCCUUCUGCUCAGGGACCAUCCCUUGCUGACCGAAAGAAUGUGGAACAUGAGCGAAAGCCUCGUGGAGCUCCUGCAAGACAAUGACAGUGACGUGGUCAGAAUGACCAUCAUGCUCCUCAGCUAUUUGUUCCUGGAUAAUAGCGCCCCGAUAGCCAGCCCCAUUGCCCUACAGCUGGCUGAGGCAGUCCUGCCACUCUUUGACCACGAUGAUAUGCAGGUGCAGGUGCUCUCCAUGUUUGUCUUUCGAACAUUGAUGACUUUUAUAGUAGAAGAAGGAAAAAGGCCCCUUAAGAUACAUGUGCGGCGGAGCCAACUACCACUUGUCUUCCACUGCCAUGAUGAGAAUCGGUGUGUGGCAGAGGCCUCUAGGACAACACUGCGCUGUGUGGCCAAGUUCCGAAAUAGGCCGGAACUUGAAAAACCUAUGAAGAAGGAGAAAGUCUGGAAGUUUGCCGAGUGCCUGCUGACAGAGGACGACACCCGAGUCGCCAAUUACCUACGGCAGGCACUGCAGUACCUGCAGAGCCCACAGGAGUCCCUGAGAGCAGCGGCCAUCAGGUUCAUUGGGCUCGCCGGGAGGACAGUGAGGAGGCAUCCGCAAGACCUCGAGGUGCUCUGCAGAGCCCUUGAACACACGACAGAUGACAGAAGCGGUGCCGUGUCAGACCUUGCACUUGAAACAUUGUAUGUCCUCCGGGCAAUACAGAGUGGGCGAUAUUCCAUCUUCCAGAGGCUUCAACAUCGGUUCCGCAGGGCAUGGAGGACACGACCUCAUCUGUCGGGCCUCAACUGGCUGAGCUGCUGGAGAUCGGCAGAGAGCUGAUCUGGGAGGCUCUGUCUCCUGGGGCCACCUGAGC
This is a messenger RNA of Catharus ustulatus (Swainson's thrush), 2041 nucleotides long. RefSeq lists its product as uncharacterized. The coding region runs from base 1 to 2007 and encodes 668 amino acids. Gene Ontology annotation, cellular component: cytoplasm. The record is from RefSeq and is a predicted model, not a curated record. The transcript has 15 exons. NCBI's taxonomy places the organism in Eukaryota, Metazoa, Chordata, Aves, Passeriformes, Turdidae.